UUUAGUAUUAUUUUGUUUCAUUUCAAGCUGGAUAUAAUGGAAGGAGAGGUUAAAGGUGGAACUGUUUGGACAGUAAGUCAGAAAGCUUUUGUGCAAGAGUUUCUUGCUAACCUUGUUGCUGAUGGUUCCAAAACAUCAACUGGUUUCAAAAGAGUUCAUCUCAGUGCUUGUGCUAAAGCUUUGAACAAUCAUUUUAAGAUCAAUAGAACUCCUGAACAAAUUGGCAACCACUUGAAAACAUUGAAAAAAGUACAUUAGGAUCAACCAACUUAGGAGCAAGAGUGGUGCUAACUGGGAUGAAGAGAACUUUAUCAUCCGAUAUGACCAUGAGAUGUACACAAGUCAUUUUAAGGAUGAGAAUGGAAAGGAGAUCAACAAGGGUGAUGAUGAGUACAUAAACAAGCCUCUUCCAUACUAUGGAAAUCUAGCUACCAUCUUCGGUGAUAGUGUUGCAACAGGUCAAUUUGUGAAGACCUCAAGUGAACCUCUUGCUGUUGAUGUUGAAGAGGAUGAGAUGAAUGUUGGAACACCAUCCAGUACUUCCAUUGACAAAGAAGACACAGCGGGUUCAGGCAAUAGGCCCUCCAAGAGAGCUAAGAAGGAUGAAAAUAUAGUUGAUCCUUUGGUUCACGCCUUUGAACUUGGUACUCAAACCAUAGCUGGUGCUAUACGAGAUGCAGCAUCCAAGAGAGCGUUGCCACCAGGUUUGUUUGAAGCUGUGGAUAGUCUUCCUGGUUUUGAGCUUGAGCACAAGGCUAAGUACUAUUCUUAUUUGCUGAACAAUCCUAAUGUUGCACAAGGGUUUGUGGAGGUGCCGUUGUUGUACAAACUUAGUAUGCUUACUGAGUUCAUUAAUGGUAAUAUGUAGGCUUGCUAGGAAUACUUUAUUUUGGGUGACAUAAACUAGUAUGUCAUGCUUCUAUGUAUCCAUAAACAAGGCACUUUGGGAAUACUUCAUUUUGGGUGAUAUGAACUUCUAUGUCAUGCUUCUAUUUAUUCAUGAACAUGGCACUUUGGAUUAUAUGAGUGUUGUGAUGACUUGUGGUUUA
Molecule: messenger RNA, 1049 nt
Organism: Zea mays
Lineage: Eukaryota; Viridiplantae; Streptophyta; Magnoliopsida; Poales; Poaceae
Exons: 2
Coding region: 332-868 (178 amino acids)
Source: RefSeq, a predicted model, not a curated record